CAACCACUAGUGUAUAUGAUAUCUCUCUCUCUCUCUCUCUCUAAAACUCUAAAACUCUCUCUUCUCUCAGAUCUAGCCAGAGAAUUCGAUUUUUGAUCGAAGCUUCAUCCAUGGAGGAGGACAACAGCAGCAACAGCAACAGCAAAAUCUACCAUCUCUUCGUGAAACUAUUAGACGGAAAAACCCUAACCCUAAGACUCACUUCCCCAACCGUACCAGCCCUCGCGAUCAAGCACCGCGUCCAUGAAAUCACCAAAAUACCCUUAGGGCAGCAACGCCUGGUCACAACCGGACUCUGCUGCGCGUCAGACGAGACCCUGAUUCGGUGCCCCGAGGGCACAUCGCUGUUCCCGAGCGUGCAAUUGUCGGGUCGACUCGCGGGCGGGAAGGGCGGGUUCGGGUCGCUGCUGCGUGGGGCGGCGACGAAGGCCGGGCAGAAGAAGACGAACAACUUCGACGCGUGCCGCGACAUGAGCGGGCGGAGGCUGCGCCACGUCAACGCGGAGAAGCGGCUUGAGGAGUGGAAAGCCGAGGAGGAGGAGAGGAAGCUGGAGAAGAUUGCUGAGGACUUCAUCAAAAAGAAGGCCAAGAAGGGGAAGAAAGGCGUCGGAGACGGCCUCGCUCAUAAGUACGUCGCCAAGUAUCGGGAAGAGUCCGAACGCUGUGUGGCGGAGGUGCUUGAUUCUGUCAAUGACGCCCUCAAGAAGCGCAAGGCGGGUCCCGUGGCGCCCCUCGAGGCGAAGCGCGCUAACAUUUGGAUGGGAAAGAGAAAAUUGGGCGAAAGUGAUAGCGACGACACGGAUGAGGAUGAGGAGGAGAGGGAGGAGAAAUCUGUUGUGUUGAACGGUGAGAAUCAUUCUGAUUCGAGUAAGGAAGUUGAGGGGAGUUCCGGUUCGGUUACUGGUGAGAAGCAGGUUACUUGUGAGAGUGAGAGUGGCUCUGAGGGAGAGAGAGAUAUUGUUUUGCAAGAAAUAGUGGACUCUAAUGGAUGCGCUGAGGCGGUUGAACCUGUGAUCUGUGACAAGGAGAUGUCUGAGACUACAAGUGUAUCUGUUUCAGUUUCUACAACUGAGGCUGUGGCUGUGGACGAAACUGCCAAUGUUUUGAACUUUGGAAAUAGGGAAGCUUGUGAUGAGAGCUUAUCGGUUGAUUCUCAAACCAAUGGUAAUUUGGACUCUAAAUCAAGUGUUCAUGAGGAAACAGUUGUGACUACUAAUGCUGCAGAAUUGGAAAAGCCGCUCAAUUUUGAUGAAUUUAAUUCGGCAGCAGAAAUGGAGGUUCUUGGCAUGGAAAGGUUAAAGUCUGAAUUGCAAGCACAUGGGUUGAAAUGUGGAGGUACCUUGCAAGAGCGUGCCGCCAGGCUUUUCCUGCUGAAAUCUACGCCUUUGGAUAAGGUUCCUAAGAAGUUGCUGGCAAAGAAAUGAGUCUAUGUAAUGUGUUGGGCACUAUCAUGGAGGAAUUUCUCUCCUUCAUUGUAUGAGAACUAGGUUGAAUCUUGUAAAUUUUUUGAAUUUCGUUCAGUUGACUGAUCAUGUAGUUUGUAUGAUGAUAAAUGCUUAAAGUCAGAACCAAAAAAGGAAUGCCAAUGAUUGUGUAUGGAAUAUAAGUGUAUAAACACGUAGGAUGGAUCUUACUUCUCUUUAA
Messenger RNA from Quercus robur (English oak), 1644 nucleotides. RefSeq lists its product as uncharacterized. The record is from RefSeq and is a predicted model, not a curated record. Gene Ontology annotation, cellular component: nucleus. Bases 111 to 1424 code for a protein of 437 amino acids. Lineage: Eukaryota; Viridiplantae; Streptophyta; Magnoliopsida; Fagales; Fagaceae. The transcript is spliced from 3 exons.